CUCGAUCUUGAUAAAAGGGAGCAGGCUAGCCCUACCGUGGGAUCUACACCCUCUUACCCUUUACACGUGAGCCCGAGGCCAUCAGAUCCUCGAAACGUGGCCUGCUGGUCAUCUUGCCCCGGAUUACGCCUAAAAAUGGCCCCCUGGGCCCUAAAGUCAAUCUUGGCGGCCACCGCGCUCGUCGUUGGUUCGGCGGCGCAAUUCGCGACCUUUGCAUCAAGCGGUAUAAGCCUAGCGGUCAAUGUACCUUCAGACACCGCGUCGUCAGGCAGCGGUCCCAUCUACCUCCAAAUCAGCGCGCCUAGUGGAACACAAUGGGUUGGAUUCGGACAAGGAACGCGCAUGUCAGGCGCGAACAUGCUGAUCGUCUAUACGGCGGAUAGCAACAACGUGACCGUGUCUCCUCGGCUCGGCGGUGGAUACGUUGAACCUAAAGAAAGAACGGAUGCUUCAAUUUUUGUUCUCGAGGGCUCUGGCAUCACGUCAGACGGUACCAUGGUGGCCAACAUCAGAUGCGACACGUGUUUAAGCUGGAGUGGAGGUCUUUCAGGUAGCAUGGACCCGACAAGUACCUCGAGCAAUUGGAUCUAUGCCUGGAGGAACGGCGAUGCUAUCGACUCAACAAGCACUGAUGCCACUAUCUCUCAACAUGACGAUUAUUCGCGCUUCACCCUGGAUCUGACAGAGGGCACUGGUGGAAACUCUGUCAACCCCUUCAUCGCCGCCACCGGUUCAGGCGACGACAGCAAUGAUGAUGAGUCAACUACAACCGCUGCAACCAAUACUGCUUCCACCGGCUCAGCUACAGCUACGGCCACAGCAACGGGCUCUGGCCGCACUUCGAGCACUCCCGCUGUUGGUACGCCUACCAAUGGUGUCUCAGGCCCUGUGGUCACCUCCGACUCCGACUCUUCGAACUCAAGCCCCAAUCGCUCUCAAUCGGGACCAGAUGAUGGCAUUCGAAUCGGACAUGGUGUCGUAAUGGGACUCGUGUUCCUCAUCCUAAUGCCAUUGUCGGCCCUGACGGUCUACUUGCCACACCACCAAAAGGUUCGCUAUAUCCACGCGCCACUGCAAGUCGUCAGCAUCGUGUUGAUGAUUGUCGGACUCGGCCUGGGUAUCCGGCUAGCGCAAAACAUCGACGACAUCGACAGCUACCAUCAAAUCAUCGGCUUCAUCGUCGUCGGAUGGAUGAUCGCCGUUCAACCAGCACUGGGUCUUGCCCAACACAUGCACUUCCGAAGCAACGGCACACGAAGCCCCAUGGGCAGUGGCCACAGAUGGAUGGGUCGAGCUGUCAUGCUUCUGGGUGUCGUCAAUGGUGGUUUGGGUUUCAUGAUCACUGGACCCGUGGGCUCUCGCUACGUGCCGACCUACGGCGUCAUCGUCUACAGCGUGGUUGCUGCCGUCAUCUUCCUCGUCUACCUCGGCGUGGUCAUCUAUACUUCGAUCUCAAGGAAGAGGAACAACUCUCUGCCUGGCGAGAAACCUCGACCCGGCACCGAAGGCUACGAAAUGCAUGGAGGAUCAUUUGAGGCGCGGCGUGAUCUACGCACAUAAGCUUGACUUGAUCAUCACCCACGCAUUUCAGUUUUCUCUUCAAUGACUCCGUAUACGAUGUUCUUUUAGCGUCAUUUUAGAACCGGAGACCUGCCACGCUGCAUGAAUUUAUAUGAUGGAUGGAUGCAGAUGAUGCAGAUGAUAGACACCGGGUAGAAGGUGAAUGGGGGCAUGGGCCAAUGCAUACAGACGUAUGUAGAUCAUCUGAAACGACUUCUCUUGUCAAG
This is a messenger RNA of Exophiala mesophila, 1787 nucleotides long. RefSeq lists its product as uncharacterized. Bases 136 to 1560 code for a protein of 474 amino acids. Lineage: Eukaryota; Fungi; Ascomycota; Eurotiomycetes; Chaetothyriales; Herpotrichiellaceae. The transcript is spliced from 2 exons. The record is from RefSeq and is a predicted model, not a curated record.